AUGGCUGGUUUCGACAGAGAAGCUGAAUGUCCUAUGAGAUACAGACAAGAUGAAAAAGGCAAUGGAAAACCAAAAUUGUCGAUGAGACGAAUUUCCAACGAAGAAGGAGGAGAGCCCGACCAAUGCUGCGGCCUACCCGGAAAAAGACGACCAUUCGUCUCCGGACCUUCGAAACAAUGCUGCUCGGUGAAAACGUACAACCCAUUCAUGAUCGACUGUUGCGCCGAUGGAAGUCUCAGCGCCCUUGGCCAGUGCUGA
Molecule: messenger RNA, 258 nt
Organism: Oikopleura dioica
Lineage: Eukaryota; Metazoa; Chordata; Appendicularia; Copelata; Oikopleuridae
Source: the annotation of a GenBank genome assembly